AUGAAGCACCGCUACCAGACUGGACGACAAUAUCUAAAUCGUAUCGACCUGGUGGGUAUCUUGCUGUCCUGCGGCGUUUUCGUCAUCUUCAGUCUCGGCCCGUCAUGGGGGUGGUGGCCAAUAUCCAGGGAGGUCGGCGGCAACCAUCACACCGAUUGUUUUCGGCUUCGUCACCUUGGUGGCGUUGGGAUUGUGCCGGCGGACGCUCUUCCCGAUACACCUGUUCCGCGACUGCGAGGGGUUGGUGCGAAUGCUGCUAUUGUCCUUCCGGGGGAGCAUCUGCGCCUUUGCUGUUGUUUGGCCGCAGGCAGGAAAUAUGAUCGACAUCCUCUCGUGUGCAGCCGGUGUGCCCUACAACGCCGGUCACACCAUUGGUGGGUUUCUGGGCAAACGGGUCCCUGA
Messenger RNA from Cladophialophora yegresii CBS 114405, 402 nucleotides. RefSeq lists its product as uncharacterized. Bases 1 to 402 code for a protein of 133 amino acids. Lineage: Eukaryota; Fungi; Ascomycota; Eurotiomycetes; Chaetothyriales; Herpotrichiellaceae. The transcript has 3 exons. The record is from RefSeq and is a predicted model, not a curated record.